UUUGGGUCGAUUAUGUCAUGGCGGGUUAGAUGUUUUCGGCAGACGGUUUGGUUAAAUUUGUUUUAAUUACGCCGUCAAUGAUUUCGUCGCAUCUCUUAUCACAUAAAACUUACGGUCUAUAUAAACUAUUGAACAUUUCUUAAACAUUUCAAAUGCUGAAACAAUUGCAAAUGGGCCUUCGCGCGUUCAUGCUCAUCGCUUCCAAAGUAUGGAGUUGUUUUUGUUACAUGUUUAGAAAGCAAUAUCGAGCGUUGGCUCAAUAUCAAUCUGUCAAAUAUGAAAUUUAUCCACUUUCGCCAGUAUCUAGACACAGGCUGAGUCUAGUGAAAAGAAAAAUGCUAGUGCUAGAUUUGGAUGAAACUUUAAUACACUCUCACCACGAUGCGAUGCUACGUCCCACAGUGAAGCCGGGCACGCCUCCCGAUUUUGUUCUCAAGGUCACAAUUGACAAGCAUCCAGUGAGAUUUUUCGUUCAUAAAAGGCCACACGUGGACUUCUUCCUAGAUAUAGUGUCCCAGUGGUACGAGCUGGUGGUGUUCACGGCGUCGAUGGAGAUCUACGGCGCGGCGGUCGCCGACAAACUUGACAACGGCCGGGGGAUACUCCGGAGACGGUUCUACAGGCAACACUGCACGGCGGAGCACGGGUCGUACACCAAGAACCUGUCAUCGAUAUGCGACGACCUCAACAGGGUGUUCAUACUCGACAACUCGCCCGGCGCUUACCGGGACUUCCCAGAUAACGCGAUACCAAUAAAGUCGUGGUUCUCCGACCCGCUGGACGUGUGCCUGCUGAACCUGCUGCCCGUGCUCGACGCGCUGCGGUUCACGCACGACGUGCGCAGCGUUCUCUCGCGCAACCUCCACCUGCACCGCCUGUGGUAGCGUCCCGAUACAUACUGGUUUUUGUACAAAUGAGAGAAGCGGCGAGCGCUUCUGGAUCCUAUUUAUUAUUAUUUUCACCUGUUAGAUCCUAUAGCGCUUAUGCAAUUAUACAUAUAGAGAUAAUAUAGUUAAUUGUUUUAAGUUCGUUUUUAAUGUGAUUAGUGUAAUAUACAUAGGUGGUAUAUACUUCAGUUACCUACGUGUGUAGGAGUAUCCGGGAGAAUUAUCCUCUGAAAGUGAGAUGGCUGUUUUUAACUAGCGUAAGUUUGUAUAUAAUAUGUAUUUUUCCUCCUGGAUUUUUCAUGUUCUCCAAAAUUAAAACAAUAAGUAUGUUAAUGAUUAAAAUAAGUCUUGUACUGUUGCCUUGUAUUUUUUUAUGACAAUAAAAAUUGUUUGAAAAUGUUUGUAAUAUCGUAAAAUUUUUAGUAAUGAAAAAGUAAAAACCCCAGCGUAUUGCCAUAAUUAAAAUUGUAUUAUCAUGGAUUUGGAUAACAAAAAACUUAUUUCGUGACUAAACAUUUUAAAAAUUAAGUUUUACACAACAGCAAAAUGUUAUUUUACCCUCUUAAAUCAGGUAUAAUCAGGUAAGGAAAUAUUUCACAUAAAGUGUUUCCACAACUAAAAAUUACGUUUAAUUAAUGUAUUUAAAAAAAAAGGCGUAAAACUUGUUGAUUUUUUUAAUGAUAUGUUUUGCGUUCAAUACUCUAGUGAUUAGUCUUUAGUAUGUCCACUUUGUAGCUUUGAAAUGUUGUGUUGCCACUUACGAAUGAAUAUAUAAUUUUGUUUUCUUUAGCGCAUCAAAUGAAGCUUACUGUUGCUUUAUAAACUGGUUCAUGAUUAUUAAAAAUUGUAAUAAAUAAAAUCUUCAAAGUACAAAAAUUGGUGUUGUGAAAGAAUUUAAAACCUUUUUAUAGUUUGAAUCACAAAAAACGUACUAAUGCUACAAAGUGGUAAUUUGGCAACAUAACAAAACAAAUUCCUGUAAAAUAAAUAGUGCUUCAAGCUAUGUUUAUUGUCUUAUUUUCUUUAGUCAUUAAUAUUAACAUUAUGUGUAAAAAAAUAUGUUUGAAAUCGGUGCGAAUUUGUUACAAAAACAUAUUGUAAAUUUUUAAUGUUGAAUUUGUGUUUUAAUUCAAUAAAAAAUUGGUUUUUAGGUAGCAUUUUUGUUAAGUCAAGCAUUUUUUAUGCUUGAAAUUUGUGUGCUUUUAAGGAGUUUGAAUUGAAACAGUAAUUGAUAGUGCUGUGAAUACAGGUAGCGCCAUAACCUCACAAGUCUCAAAAUAUAUCAACAUUUUUUUUAACUUGUUGCCAUAUAAAAAAAUCUAAAAUUUUCUGUUUUUUUUUUUUGUCGUAUUUGACGAAUACCUUUUACAGAAAUUUAUUGUUGAUUCUGUUGUUUGCUAUACCAGGGGUUCCCAAACUGUGCGCCGCGGGGCCCUGG
Aricia agestis (brown argus) is the source of this 2325-nucleotide messenger RNA. RefSeq names its product CTD nuclear envelope phosphatase 1 homolog (gene Dd). Gene Ontology annotation, molecular function: protein serine/threonine phosphatase activity. The coding region runs from base 153 to 884 and encodes 243 amino acids. The record is from RefSeq and is a predicted model, not a curated record. The transcript has 7 exons. Lineage: Eukaryota; Metazoa; Arthropoda; Insecta; Lepidoptera; Lycaenidae.